Molecule: messenger RNA, 2072 nt
Organism: Xenia sp. Carnegie-2017
Lineage: Eukaryota; Metazoa; Cnidaria; Anthozoa; Malacalcyonacea; Xeniidae
Product: disks large-associated protein 4-like
Exons: 6
Coding region: 397-1161 (254 amino acids)
Biological process (GO): signaling
Cellular component (GO): postsynaptic specialization; glutamatergic synapse
Molecular function (GO): molecular adaptor activity
Source: RefSeq, a predicted model, not a curated record
UCCAUUUUUAAUACUAUGUUGGUGAUCAGUUAUGUUCUUUGAUGUUCGUUUAUUUUUAGUCGAUCAUUUGCUUUUUGAAACCAAUGAAAUAUUCAUUUUUAUGAAAUCAUAUACAUGACAUUAAAAAUACUGAUUUAAAAUACUGCAAUUAGUGCAUUAUCAUUUUUGGCCAAACACUGAUUCGGACUGUCGGACAGGAAGUAAAUAUACGACAUUCAAACGAUAUUCAAAUUGAGGAUUAUACAUAUUCCUGUCAAAGAGCAAGCGCCCUCUUGUAGAAGCGUUCAUAGAGUUUUUAAGAGUUAAAUUCUUUAAGAGCUGUUGUUAUAAUGUCAUGAAUGUUGUGUCUUUGUUUAUGGUCAAGACGCCUUGAGAAGAAAUUUAUUAUCAUAACCAAUGGCCAAUAAUGGCAACAUUGCCAAUGGCAGUGAACCUCGCCACGACGAAAUGUUCUCUGUGCGAUCAAAAAUUUUAAAGACUCCCCCUAAAGGAGGCUCUUCAUCUCUUUGUAAUGGAGACACGAGCAAUUAUAUUGGGGAAGAAAGUAGUGGUGUUUAUUUUGCAAAGAAGCUUGAUGAAGAAGAACAAAGAAUAUCAAAGCUAUGUUUUGCUGUUCAAUUGCAAAUGUGGGAGAAAAGUCCACCUGAAGAAGUGAAAGGUAAAAUUAGAGCUGCAACUGGAAAAGCAAGACUUUUGAUGUCAAGCAAGUUCAAACAAUUUAAGAACUUGUGUGAUUUGAAUGCAGGAAUAGUCACGUCUGCUGAUGGAAAAAUUCCUACAAAAACAGAUUUGGAAGGCUUUUGGGACCUAGUUAUGCUUCAGGUUGUUGAUGUGGAUUCACAGUUUGAGAAGAUUGAAAAUUUAAGAAAAAAUGAUUGGAUUGAUGUUGAGCCUCAAGUCAAUCAUUUAAAGACACAAUCGAGUACAACCGCAAGCGAUGGUAAAAUUUCCCCCAAGAAAAAGAGCUCGCUGACGAAGGCAACUUCAAGCCCUAACAAGAAGUCAAAAGAGAACGAGGCAAAAAAACGACAAGAAGCUCGGAAAAGGUUGGCGGAAGCGAAAAAAGCUGCAAGAAAAAGAUUGGAAGAGAAUACAUCUGAUGGAGACGUUAUACUAACUUCGUCACCAACAGUUCCACUUGAUCAAUCUCAUGCACAAUAAAUGGCUUGAAGAAGAUGAAAACGUAGAGUAUAGUAAGAUUUUAAAAUAUAAGAAAUUUUUUUUAUUGCAGAUAGGGAAAAGAUCUAUCUUCGAUUUCCCUUCAUACUGUGAUAGCUAUGUAGGCGUUCAUUCUAUCCGCUACAGUGUCUUUACUGGUUAUCUAUCUUGGUGACGAUUCUACCACUAAAUAUAAAUGAAAAAGCUACUUAUAGUACGAAUGUACUAAGACUGGUGGCAAUCUCAGCUUAUGGACCAGAAUUUCAUACUUUAUCCAAAAGUUUAUAGUUUAUAUGUACGUAGGGCUCUAAACUGUUUUUGCCUAGACUUUGUUGAAACAAGUCCAAUGACUUGUAACGCCAGUCCUACAGACUUGGAUGUGUUUAUCCCCUUUGUCGCAUCAAAGAAAGUUGCAGUUUCACGAUUGUAAUAAACACGAAGUCACGAAGUUCAUCUUUAAUGCGGCGAACUUAAAAUUUGUUCUGUUCUUUUGUAAUAUGAAAGUAUCCAUUGAGCGAGAGCAACAAGGUUUUGCACAAAAACAGAAACCUUUUCUUUUGAUAUCUUCGGCGAUGUAAAUUUGUAUUUAAUAAUUGUUAAGUAUAUUGCUUUUAUUGUGCAUGGGGCUCGUUUAGUUCACAAUACCUGAACUUUUUGCUCUCUGUAAAAAGACAUGAGUGUCAAGAUAUAAAGAACUUUUGUUCCAAUUCACUCGUUUAUGCGCCCAUUACAAUCACCGUUGGGCCAUGGACGAAAUUAUUUUUUAUUUGUCAACUGAGAACAUAUCUAAUCUCAAUGAAUUAAAAAUUAUGUAAUAACGAUUAGUACUUUGGACUUGAAUUGUGAAUGAUAUUUGAAUCAUGAAAGCUAUUUAUUUCUUAACACACUUCAGAAUAAAAUUUUAAUUAUCACAA